This is a messenger RNA of Cotesia glomerata, 4878 nucleotides long. RefSeq names its product potassium voltage-gated channel subfamily H member 6 (gene sei). The record is from RefSeq and is a predicted model, not a curated record. Lineage: Eukaryota; Metazoa; Arthropoda; Insecta; Hymenoptera; Braconidae. The transcript is spliced from 25 exons. Gene Ontology annotation, cellular component: membrane. Gene Ontology annotation, biological process: potassium ion transmembrane transport; membrane repolarization during action potential. Gene Ontology annotation, molecular function: inward rectifier potassium channel activity. The coding region runs from base 237 to 4643 and encodes 1468 amino acids.
UAAUUUUAAUUAUUAAGUGUAAAUAAGUAAUUAUUAUGCUCAAUUCGUGCUGUGCUUUUUUAUAUACUCUUGACAGUGAGUGUUUAUUUUGGUAGUGCGUAGUGCCGAAACUCUUGUUAUUCAUAUUUAUAUUUAAAUAUUUGAAUAUUUAAAUAUUCAAUUAUUGUUUACGACUGUUGUUGAUAGUGCCAGUUAUUGUUAGGUAAUAGUGGUCCAAAAGGACAUAAAAAUAAGGGAUGCCUGUCAGAAGGGGCCACGUUGCACCAAGGACCACCAUUAUCGAAACCAUCAUUAGAAAAUUUGAUACUCAUGAUAGAAGUUUUUUGGUAGCCAACGCUCAACAAGGACUAUGUCACAUUAUUUAUUGUUCGGAUGGAUUUUGCCGGCUUACCGGAUUUUCGAGGGCGGAGGUGAUGCAACGACCAGCCGUUUGCGAUUUUCUUCAUGGACCAAUGACCUCACCUCAUGCUAUUGCUGCAUUACGCGAAGCAUUGAUUGCAGGCGCUGAAAAACAUUUUGAAAUUCUUUAUUACAGAAAAGACGGUACAAAAUUCUUGUGUAGCGAGGUUAUUGCUCCAAUAAGAAGCGAGGUAGAUGACAUCUGCCUGCAGAUUAUCAACUUUGAAGAUCUUAGUGCUCAGCCACCCCCGCCACCAGCUGUGCCUCCCCCUUCAACAACUAAUAAUCGUCUUGCUACCCGAUUUGAUAGAGCCAGAGCAUCCUUUCGAGCUGGAUUGUCUAGAACUGGAGUAGUUGGUCCUCCGAGAGUUAGAAAUAGACCGAGAACUGCUUCAAAUGUGCCACAGAGACAGCUUGCUGAUGGGACCAUUUUAGAUGAAGAGGCUUCUGAAAAUUGCCCAUUAACAUGCGGGUCGCCGACGAUGUUAGAAUCCUGGGGAUCUGCGCGAAUAGGAACCCCACCACCAUCAACAAUAGCUCCAUUACCAUUGCCAGCGAGUAACAGCAGCCAUGGAUUGUCAACAGGCCUUGGAGCUACAACUCGUCCAACAACAACAACGACCGUUGCUACCGCGCCAAUCGCCAGCCCCGAAGGAGUAAGCGACAUUUCACCAAAGUCUGGUAUCUGGGAUGGCACGAAUUGCUCACCAGGAAACGGUAAUGAUGGACCGUCAAGAAGUGUAUCACAUGCUGCAAGUCUGGAUGCCAUUUCAAGGAGGAUGGUCAAGUCCGACAUGUCACGAAUACCAUGUAGGAGUCUCACUUGCAGUGUUCUACCUAAUCGAGGAAGUGAAUGCGCAACCGGGCUCGAGCGGUGGCCAGCAACGGUCGAUAAUCUCAUGGAAGCAACAAAGCACUCUAAAAUAUUUCCUGGAGUGGCGUCAGAGAGUGAUUUGCAGCGAUGGCGAGCUUCAAAAGAAAGAAAAUCCCCGUCUCUUAGUCAAAUGGGCUCAGAUUCUGUUAAACACAAAUUCUCUCUUCAGGACAACGGCUCGGCUAAGUACUUUCAAGGAGUCAUGCAUACACCUAAUAUGGGAGAAAAAGUUGCUCAAGUAUUAUCACUGGGCGCAGAUGUACUGCCGGAAUACAAAUUACAGUCGCCACGUAUCCACAAGUGGACGGUUCUACAUUAUUCACCAUUUAAAGCCGUUUGGGAUUGGAUUAUCCUACUUCUUGUUAUGUACACCGCUAUAUUUACACCUUAUGUUGCCGCUUUUUUGCUCAGUGAACCUGAUUAUAACAGCAGAAAGGCGAAAAAAUACAGCGAUGAUCCCAUUGUCAUUAUCGAUCUUAUUGUGGACGUAACAUUUGUGAUAGACAUAUUGAUAAAUUUUCGCACGACAUUUGUCAACACCAACGACGAAGUAGUAUCCGGACCGUGGAAAAUAGCCGUCCAUUAUCUCAGGGGAUGGUUCAUCAUAGACCUGGUUGCUGCCAUACCCUUUGACCUCCUCCUCUACGGCUACAACACUGACGAACUCGGCUUGGAUAAAGACGAGACAACUACACUCAUGGGAUUGUUAAAGACUGCGCGGCUGUUGCGAUUAGUCAGAGUGGCGAGAAAAAUAGAUCGUUACAGUGAAUAUGGGGCGGCGGUUCUUCUUUUGCUUAUGGCAACCUUUGCGUUGAUCGCUCACUGGAUGGCUUGCAUCUGGUAUGCUAUCGGAAAUGCUGAAAGGCCGCUUUUGAAAAGCAAAGUUGGCUGGUUGGAUAUACUAGCAAAUGACACUCAUCAGUUCUAUUAUCACAACAACACUGGUGGACCCAGUAUAAAGAGUCGUUAUAUUACUGCUUUGUAUUUUACCUUCAGUAGUCUUACCUCAGUAGGUUUUGGUAAUGUCGCUCCAAAUACGGAUACCGAAAAAAUUUUUACUAUCGUCGUUAUGUUAAUUGGAUCGCUUAUGUAUGCCAGUAUUUUCGGAAAUGUAUCAGCAAUAAUACAACGACUGUACAGUGGAACAGCACGUUAUCAUACGCAAAUGUUAAGAGUACGUGAGUUUAUUAGGUUUCAUCAGAUACCAAACCCUUUAAGACAGCGACUGGAGGAAUAUUUUCAACAUGCUUGGACUUACACGAAUGGUAUUGAUAUGAAUAGCGUGCUAAAAGGGUUUCCAGAGUGCCUCCAGGCGGAUAUUUGUCUUCAUCUUAACCGGCAACUACUAAACAACUGCAAAGCUUUUGAAAAGGCCAGUCCAGGCUGUUUAAGAGCACUGUCGCUCAAGUUCAAGACAACUCAUGCUCCGCCUGGAGACACGUUGGUACAUCGUGGAGACGUUCUUACCUCUCUAUAUUUUAUUUCCCGCGGUAGUAUCGAAAUUCUUAAAAACGAUAUAGUUAUGGCUAUAUUGAAUCCUCCUGACAUAUUUGGAGAAAAUCCUUGUGAGCAUCCAACCGUUGGAAAGUCUUCCUGCAACGUACGGGCACUUACUUACUGUGAUUUACAUAAAAUACAUCGAGAUGAUCUUUUAGAUGUCCUUGCACUCUAUCCGGAAUUUCAUCAGCAUUUUAUUGAAAAUUUAGAGAUAACAUUCAACAUGAGAGAUGAUGAACAAGCAGGAGUUGAUCCAAUAUCUGCAAGAUUUCCCGUAAGCACUCCUACAGACAUUGAUGGAGAUACAAGAAGAUUUGCAUUCCGUCCUCCGCGUUAUCGAUUUGGGCCAGGUAUUAUUGGGGCUCCAAAUACCCAUCUAGUACCGACAGGUCGUCAAGAUUCUUUCCAAGAUGACCCUGAUGACUACGACAAGUCAAGUGGCCACGGCAUUUUGGAAUUCAGUACCGACAAAGCAGGUCAAGAUGUCACUCCAAUGAACUUGGAGUUUGAUGAACCUAAGCAACGAAGCUCGACCCUCAACUCUAUCACUGGCAUGCUAACCCAUCUCAAGCGCAGUAUACCGGAUCUUCGCCAGCAGACAAAAAUUCAUCUACAGCCGCUAACUAGCCACGACUAUUUGGCCAAACAAGUGACUACGCCACUGACGAGGCCGCCGCGAAAAAGUUCUACCACUGGUGAUACAACUCACAGUAUUAUCCAACCAGUUUCAAAUACAUCUAGUCAUUACACAACACCAUCACCACCUCAGCAACAACUUCAGCUUCUUCAGCAACAUUCGCAUGGUGACUUUCAAAGUGGACCAGGACGGCCUCUGGAGGAAAUAAAUAUCAGAAUCGACGAUCUGUCACGUCAGGUCUCUUCUUUGGAGCGAACAAUGGCCGGAGAUCUUAGAUUAAUUUUAGCGAUGCUUCAGCAAACGCUGGACACAUCAAAAGACAGCUCCAGUACGGACAUGAUGCCUGGUACAGCUCCAGCAGCCCCAAUAACAACCAUUAGAUCAUCCCGAGCACCCGCUUUAGCACAAAGAUCUGCCAGCGAGCCACAGCCAUCAUCUUUGCCCGGUUCUUCCUCAACAAAUGGAAAUGGAGCAAAGAUACAGUCCAGCGCCUCACACAGUCUCUUCCGCUUUCUUUCCAAAUCCCUGGAUCAAUUGCAUUUGAUUUCGGCGCGUUUUGUUUUGGAAAAUUUGGAUAAGCUCCGAAGGCCACCAACUCGCGAACCAACCUCAACGUCAUCGGGAACCUCACGACUUACAUUAACAUCAGACACAUCAGCCCUAGCCACUGCCUUGCAGAGUGCCCUUAAUGGUGGCUCGCGUACAGCCCCAACGAGGUCACAGAGUCAGCCUGUCGAUUUAACGGGCCCACCAAUCACCUCCCAAGCCCAUCAUCACCAUCACCAGCUUCAUGGAUGGCACAGUCAGCCCGCAGCAUUUAGACGCGGAGAAUUUAGAACCGGUUACAGUUCUUUUAAUAAAAGAUCAGAACCAGAGACUGAAGAUCCGUGGACAGCGAUACCAACAGUGGGUGUGACCACUAGUGUUACAGUUUCGGGAACUGGAACUGGAAGUCUUCAACGACCAAGGUCCAGUGACUUGAGAAAAGAUGCAAAUGGAAAAUCAGAAAACAGACUUGCUCAGCAAACUCCAGUGAUAACAUCAUCAUCAUCAUCAUCAUCAUCGGUAGCAACAGCCGCAACCGCAGCCGCAGCCGCAGCCGCAGCCGUAUCUGAGAUAAGACCUGAAACAUCUCGUCAAACAAGCGAAGAAAUGUCCUGGGAGUUUACUAUCAACGAAGCCCCUAUCGCCAGAUUAGAGUCUCUAGACGAACUCGAUCAAGAUCAUGGUAGUUAGGUUAAUAAUUAUUUAUAAAAUUAAAAUUAAAAUAAUAAUAAUAAUAAAAAUAUUCCACGCGACAUAUAAUAAGCAUAUCAUUAUGUGUUUAUGAUGUGUGUAUGUCGUUUAUAUUGGCUGUGCUUUUAAUUAACGCAUCUUAUCGUUUUCAAAAGGCUUUUAUUUAUUUAUUAAAGCUUUAUAUUAUGGUAUUUAAUGAUAAACGUCCAUAUUAUUUAAUAGAUAAUAAAAAUUU